Centropristis striata (black sea bass) is the source of this 4905-nucleotide messenger RNA. RefSeq names its product SITS-binding protein. The transcript has 10 exons. The coding region runs from base 49 to 2130 and encodes 693 amino acids. The record is from RefSeq and is a predicted model, not a curated record. Lineage: Eukaryota; Metazoa; Chordata; Actinopteri; Perciformes; Serranidae.
UUCUGCAGCUUUUUUUGUGUUUGAUUCUUUGCUGAUCUCAAAAACAACAUGCCCCACGCUCGAAAUAGGAACCCCAGCCCCAUCCCAGAGGUAACAUGGGACACGGGAUUGAAGGAGAUGAACGAGACCUGGAAAGGAGCUAUAGCCUGUCUCGGGGUGGCCGUCUUCUUUGUCAUGACCAUCGGGAUCAUUUAUUGGCAAGUGGUGGACCAGCCCAACAAGAACUGGAUCCUCAGGGGGACUUUUAGCGGACUGAUCUGGGAGAGAAGAACCCACUCGCUGGUCAUACAGACCUUAACGGAGGACAAGACCUAUGUGGAGAUAGACGUCGGGAACGUGGGGAACCCCGACAUCGAGGUUCCCUUCGUGAGGAACCUGUGCUGGCUGAACAAGACCGAGUUCUGCUAUACGUGGGACUCGGUGGCCGAGGUGAAGAUCUCGCUGGAGGUGAAUGAGGAGACGGAGACGGAGUGCUACAGUAUGACUUGGGCGCCGGUGCACUGUCAUGUGGAGCUGAAGGAUUGCUUCUCCAUGACCAACGUGUCCUGGUACGGUGGUGCCAGUGUCCGGGGUCAGACCUGGCCUAUCAACGAUCAGAACGCCACCACGCAGCCCUUCAUUAUGAGCGAUCUUAAGGACAAUCCCUCCGGCUUCGGCUCUGCCCUGGAACGCUACUUCCUGGGCUCAUCAGGUGUCGCAGUGCUGGUGUCCCCUGAUAUUCCCCUGCAGCUGGGGGUGGACAGCAGACAGCAGUUCUGCCUGCAGUCGCUGCCCAGUAUGGAGCGUCUCCCUCUGCAGUACACCGUGUGUGUGGCCCACAAUGUGAAAGCUGCUCACCAGGAAGCGGUGCAACAACUUUCCCAGCACAGCAGGGAUCUGCCCAACAUGAACACGCUGUGGCUGCCGUUCUGGAAGCUGCUCUCCAGUGUGGAUUCAGGGCCGAAGGUGGAGAGGGAGCUGAGGACCUUCUCUAAUCGUCUGAGGAGACACCAGCUGGGGCAGGGAGUCAUCAGCCUCAAUGAACAUUCCACCACCCUCCUCUCCGAUAUGGACCAUGACUACCUCAACAGCAGGAAAAGGGGGAUGUCCAAGAGACUGACCAGGGACCUCCCACUUGUCAAGCUUCUUAACAUUUCCAUCACCCUGUCCCCUUUCCUGGGCGUGGACACCACACAGUUCCACACCUCUCUCAUGGAUGGCACCGAGGCCUACUGGCUCAGUCUCCCCUCAGCCCCUCAGGGACAGCUGGUCCCUGUGAUGAGUCAGUGGCGAGGAAAGUUCUGCGUAAAGCUGAACAUCACCAACCCAGGAGCGGUGAGCUGGUUCCUGGACAGGGUGGGAUCCCUGCAGGCACAUUUGGGGAUGGAAUACAUCAUGCUGGAGGGAGGCGAAGGGAAUUUGUUUGAGGAGCAAGCCCUGCGGCCGCCACAGGCUCUCGGUGGAGACAAGUACAUCAGCCUGCUGGCUGACCUUGCCACAAGGAUAGGAGACUCUACCAUCGUGACCGCAGGGACACGGUCGAGCCACAAGCCUCUGUUUGUGAGGAUGACCCCCUUGCAGUCAGACUGGAGCACAAUGGGCUUGAAGGGUAUCAUUCCCUCCCUGCUGCACCACACUCUGCUGGGAUACAACUUCCUCAUUCCUGAUGCAGUAGGUGGCUCUCUGUCUGGAGACCUGGUCACAGAUGAGGAGUUGUUCAUCCGUUGGCUGGAGAUCACAGCUUUUCUCCCUGUUAUCAGCUUCCACACACCACCCUGGGUCUGCGGAGAGGACCAGGUGCUAAACCUAACACGGGCCUACAUAGCGAAGCACCAGAGAGAUGUGGUCCCACUGAUAGAAAAGUAUGCAGAGGAGUGGCAGAUGACGGGAAACCCCAUCUACCGGCCGAUGUGGUGGCUCAGUCCCAAUGACCCCAUGACUUUCACCAUCGAUGACCAGUUCCUCAUCGGAGAUGAGGUCCUGGUGGCACCAGUGGUGGAGAGGGGGGCAGUGCAGAGGGAUAUUUAUUUACCUGACGGGGGCUUCCAGUGGCAGGACAGCCAGAACGCUCAGGUGUUCGAUGGGGGGACGUUCCUACAGGACUACCCUGUGCCUUUGGAGGAGGUGGCUGUUUUCUUACGGAGAAGCUGAGUCACAUGACUGAUCCACCGAGUCAACCGACUUAUCCUGUUACUGUUUUGAAUCAAAUUCUUUUCUUUUUUUUUAGUUACUCGUGCUGUUCUCAACUUGCACUUUUCCACGAAAGACCAUUGACUCCAUCUCAAGGCUUGAGAUGAUAUGUAGAAAGAUUUUUUUUUAUACUUGCACUUUACGGUUCAAAAUGAUUUUUUUCUUCCUUUUUUAAAAUGUUAAUCGGUUUUACCUCUUGGCUGAUUUGUUUCCGGACUUUUUAAUCUGCUUUUUUUGUGCGUUUACAUACUGCAUUUCUACAGUCUUUAAUUUUUAAUCGCUGCUGGCUCUCUUGAUAAGGAGGAACAAAGCAAGCCCCUUGUUUGCUUAAAAUAAUCUCUCAAGAAGACCAAAUGAAGAUAUAGAAUGACAAAGGAAAAAGGCUUAUUGGGAGGAAAUUAUAACUCACAGAAUGCUUCGCACAAAGACAGACGCACCGUGGUACCUAAGUGUUGCUCACUCAUCGGAGAGGCUUUUACUUGAACUUAUCAGGCCAACGGGCUGAUGUUUUAUGAAUGUACCUCAAGUUAUGGUUUUUCACUGCUUUACAGAGUCAUCAGACACAAUAACCUAUCACCCCUUAGCACUUAUUCUUAGCAUAGUUUAAUUUAAUUUAUCUACAUACCACUCUGUCGGACAGGUCUGAAUGUCCCUUAGUACUGUAGGCCAGAUUAAUUUGAGGCCAAGCCAUUGUAAUUGUAACUCUGGCUAUAUUUGAAUUUAGAUGAGAUGUUACCUUCUUACUAACCUGCUGUAAACUAAGGGCUUUUAAAUGGGCGGCUCUUUUUUUUUUCUUACCAAGUCUGUCUGAUAUUGUGUUGAUAUGCUUUUUCGCAAUUAAUUAAGUCAUAAUAACCUUCUGAAGAAAGCCUUGUUGACGACACCACAGAGGUUGGAAUGAGAUUUUAACAGAUAGUUCAACACCUUUGGAAAUCCACUAAUUUGCUUUCUUGAGGAGAUUCAGAUAAGAAGACUUUUACUGUUAUCACACCUGAAUCAUAAAUAAACCUACAACAUGCACCCACUUAGCUUAGCAUUGUGUAAAGCCUGAAAACAAGGGAAAACAGCUAGCCCGGUCCAAAGCAAACAAAAAAUCUGAUGACAAAUACACUUUAUUAUAAAUCACAUACAUUUUCUUGGCAAGGCGUCCAUGCUCACACAAAGUAUGCAAUGAACUAUCCUGAUCUCAAAGCCUAACUUCAACCAAUUGGGCUGCCACGCCGGGCAGGUCUUGUUACGAAGCUAAUAUCUUGUUGAUUUGCUCUGUUCAAAAACAGUGUAGUGUUGUAGUGUAAAAAUGAUGAAUUGUGGUUUUAUUCAGGUUUUCAUGCUAAAGGCCUACUAUUUUUUUGGGCAGAAGCUCUGACUUCCAGUUUUUACGCAAAGCUAAUUAUCUCCUGGCUGUAGACUUCCUUUAUUACCAUAUCACCUUAUUAACAUACAGAUACCUGGACAGCAACUAUGAAGCAAUUAUUGGCAGCCAGAUAGCUUAGUUUAGCUUAUCUUAUCUUAGCUUAGCUUAGCUUAGCUUAGUUUAGUGUCAAGACAACUGGAAAUGGGAAAAUAGCUAUCCUGGUUCUGUCUAAUCCUCCUACCAUUUGCUUAACUGCAACACUGAUUAAUAAGACAUCUUUAUGCUAAGCUAAGCUAACAGGCUGCUACCUGUAGCUUCAUAUUAAGCCUACAGAUAGAGUUAUAUGAAUCUUCUCAUCCCAGUCUUGGCGUAAAAGUGGAUAAGCGCAUUUCCCAAAUGUCAAACUGUUCCGUUGAAUAGAAUGACGUGCGGGAAAGAGCUCUUCAGACCACAAAAUACAUAAAUGAUGCUCUCAUGUGUAAGAAAUCUUAUUGCAGCCAUCUUGGAUUUUUCAGAAAUUGAUGUUUUUGAAAUUGAUUACAGAGGCACAGUAGUCGUGAACCCUGAUUAGCUGUUAUCUUACUCUUUGGACUGUCAUUGUAACCACAUCCACGUCCACCGCUUGCCUUAGUUCAGUCAGAUUACUUAUCUAAGAUCUUGUGUCAACCCUUAAUUAACGCUUCUAAGAAAAUUAUAUGUAAAUAUGAAAACUGAUUUUCUUUUAGGAUUAUAUUCAAAACUAGCCCAUGGAGAUAUAUAUCCCGCUUUGCACCAUGCCAGUCGCUCUAUGUACUGUUAGUUACUUUUCUUUAUUGAUUUGUUUCUUCACUAGACAAUCUUAACUGGCCAGCAGUGAUGAUACAGACUCUGAAACCAUAUCACUUAGUGAAUGCUUUACCACUAAAAUUGAUUGUGUAACUCUGAUCUAACACGUUUACUGUAUCAACUCCAACACUCAGGUCUACUGAAGCUUAUCAAAUCACCAAAUGUCUUAGUGCAACGCAGUAUGUUGUGAACACAUUGACGUCUUAAUCUCUCCCAGAGCUGAAUGUACAAUGGACAAACUGUGAUUUCCCAACCGAGCCCUUCGUGCAAGGAGGUUUUCUUGUUCCCCGUUCUAAUGCUUUUAUGGAAUGCUGUGGUAUGAUCACGUAUAAGUUGCAGGAAUAGCUUUGAUGUGUUAUUCCUUCCCUCUACAGACUGAGUGAAUCAUGUGCCUUAAUAUGCCACUCUUAAAUCUGGACAACAUGAGUGUCUGGAUUAUUGCAGUAUCAGCAAUGUACAUAUUACGAUGACUGUGCCAUUACAAGUGUUUUUCUCUUCUGUAAAUCAGAGAAUUUAGGAUGACAAAGUUGCAAUAAAGUUUACAUUUUCUUACUUCA